This is a messenger RNA of Hypoxylon trugodes, 2610 nucleotides long. RefSeq lists its product as uncharacterized. The record is from RefSeq and is a predicted model, not a curated record. Lineage: Eukaryota; Fungi; Ascomycota; Sordariomycetes; Xylariales; Hypoxylaceae. The transcript is spliced from 3 exons. The coding region runs from base 1 to 2610 and encodes 869 amino acids.
AUGGGUUCUUUCGAACGUACUUCGUCCCCAGUCCUUACUAUGUCACCAAGUGCCGCUCACCAAGGCGCGUUUGGCAUGUCCCCCUUCUCGCAUCAUACUUCUCCCUUCAGCCGACCCAAAGCUUUCGGGGCCCCCUCUCCAUGGUCUCAGCCCUCUGGUAUGGCUCGUUCGACAGCUGGCCGAAAACGAUCGAGAGACGAGGCGGGCGUCAAUCUAGACGUCGAAGAGGUCAAACUCCAGACCAUCGAGCCCGUGAAAGAGCCCGAAGACGAAUGGGUAUAUGGCGAAGGAAUGGUCCUCAUCAAAUCUCCUUUGUCAUACGUGGCUGAUGCUGGAAGCCAAUCUGGCACUUGGCUUGAAGAGAAGACAGCCGCGGCCGAAGCCCGUAAAAAUGAGGAGGCUCGUGCCAUCAACCAACAAGAGCGACCAUCUCUACGAAGCAGCAAAUCACAACGACUAGAUAUGAACGCCAUCGCGGUCCCUGGGAUUGAAUCGCAGAUCAAUCGAUCCAGCCCAAUCCGUGACGUAGACCCUGCUGUAUCCACUCCCGGCCUCUCAGCGGACACAAGCAGCCAGCCUAUCAUCGACAACUUCACACUUCACCUCGGGAUUGGAUGGAACCGCAUCAGUGAGGACGAACACAUCCAAGCUGCUGCUCGAGGGUGGGCGAGAUACAUCGAAAAUCAUUUCCCCGUCACUAACGUCCGAAUUCAACUUGAGAGUAAAGGGCUUCAAUCCUACCUUGUCGAGGCUACGGAAGGCUUUUUCUUAUUUGCCGAGAACCUACGCCAGGGACAACUUGUUAGCAAGGAUCUAAACCGAACGUUCGCCAAUCUUAAAAUGUCUCCUCCCGUUUUUGAGGGACCAGAGGUCAUGUCUGCUGCGGAAUCCCCUAGGCCUAUCGAGGCCACGACUGCUCAAGAAGUUGUGAUGGCACCAACUUUCAGCCUCCCGCCAGUAUUCAUGAUCUCCCAACCCGACCAUUCUCUAACCCUCCGCGGCCCCUCCUCCGUCGUUUCGUCACGAACCGCCUCCCGCCCCCAUGCAUCCUCCCGUAGUAAGCGGUAUAACCGCUCCCACGCGGGCGGAAGUUCUUACGUUCCACAAAACGAAUUCCCCGUGUUUAGUCACUCGGGAGACGUCGAGAUAUUCAUAAUGGCUGGGGGGAGGGAGAACAGAUAUCUCCUACACAAACACACCUUGACAAGAUGUUCGGGAUUCUUUGAGGCGAGUACGAGCCAAGAGUGGUCCAAAGCGAGUUUGCUACCGUUACCCGAUACCUCUUCGAAAGAACUCACAAGGAUAGGAGAGGAGGGCGCUAGUAGCAGUGGAAGUGAGGUAGCUCGACCAGGGGCGAGCUCCCCUGUGCCGCGGAGAAGAUGGCGGUAUGAAUUAGAUCCUGGAACCGGAGGAGAUGAUGUGCCGAUGUUAGUACAGAAGGAGGCCAAUUCGUCAAGUGCUCCCGAACCUACGCAGCCAAAUUCUAUCUUUGGAGGUGGGAGUGUCGCCGCAAAUACCCCUGCCGCACGCAAGGCGAGCCAUUCACAUACGUAUUCCACGAGCUCAUUCUUCCGCUCCGUCGCAAAUCUCUCCCUUGCACCGACGAAACCAGACCCAGUCACACCGCUUUCCCAAGCCGACGUUGAUCUCCUCCGUGAUUACGACAACCUUUUCCGCAUUUUCUACAAUUACUCGCCGGUAUUGGAUAGCAUAAGCAUUGCCGAUGCUUACGUGCAGUGUAAGUCGCUGUUAACUCUAGCGGACCAAUAUGAUGCCUUGGCCGUCGUUGGACCCCGAGUCGACCACCAUCUAUUGCAAUUUCAAAGCAGGCUAUGGAAACAAAUCGCCAAGUAUCCUAUUAGCUACCUACGAUUGGGAUAUCUGAGUAGGAGCAAGGUCAUUUUCCAAGAAGCCUUGAUUCAUGUGGUUGGUCAAUGGCCCGCUGGAGAGCGUAGCAUUCGACAGUCGUUUCCAGAAAUCGUACUCGACAUCAUUGAAGACAAGGUAGACGAGCUUGAAGAGACUGUAUCCAGGAUCGAGGGUCGCCUCUUUCGCCUCAAUCUAACUAAUUCACGCGGCGAGCGUGUCACACCCAAUACGUCGUACCUUGACUGGCUUGCAGUAUCUCUCUUCCGCCAGUGGCUCGCGGAUAAUACAUCACCAGCGCCGGUGCCCCCUCCCAGCUCUUCCAGAGGGCAGCAACAUAACAGCGGCUCGGCCCGCGCUGCAGCCGUAGUUGCCACGGCAUCUACAACGCCAAAUCUCGCAAGCCUAGGUCGCACUUAUCGCACGUUGGGUUCAUUAACAGGGGCUGGUUAUUUAAGUCACGAUGACUGCAAACGAUUCCUCAAAUUAACGCCCGAUCUAUAUUCGCGUGAAAACCUACGACGGUUUGAGAAACGUAUCGACGAGCUCAAGUGUGCGGCUCGAGAGAUAGUUCGACCUCUUAUGGGUAGCGGGCUAGAACUAGAGCUGGAGCGCAGCGCUAUCAUGCCUGGUAAUGCUAGUGUCGGCGUUCCUAGCAUGUCCGUAAUUGCUAGUGGUAUGACUAGCUAUUUGACGUGCGUCCAAGUAAUGGAGAGGGAUUUGCCAUGGACUAUCGAGGAAUAA